CGAAUAGUUCGGGUAGUGGCCGCUCAAAGCGCCUGUGUUUGCCCAGAGAGAAGACUUCUUUCUGGUUUGCCAGUGUAAACUAAAAAUUGUAAGCGCGUGUCUACUAAGAGAUAAAAAAUAUUUCAUUAACAGUAAAAACACAUAAAGUUCAAUUAAAACCAUAAAAAAAUGUUGGUUUUAUUUGAAACUCCAGCGGGGUACGCAAUAUUCAAGCUACUCAAUGAAAGUAAGUUGGAAAAGACAGAAAAUUUAUACAAAGACUUCGAAACUCUUGAAGGGGCAAGCAAAUUAUUAAAACUAAAACAUUUUGAGAAAUUCUCCGAUACAACAGAAGCCCUAGCAGCAACGACAGCAGCUGUAGAAGGAAAACUAUGUAAAGGUUUGAAAAAAACCCUCAAAAAAUACUGUACUGAGGUGCAAGACCAGUUGGCAGUGGCAGAUGCUAAACUUGGGAAUGCAAUAAAAGAAAAACUGUCGUUAUCAUGUAUCAGUAAUUCAUCGAUACAAGAACUGAUGCGAUGUAUACGAAGUCAGAUGGAUGGUCUUCUAGCAGGAUUUCCAAAGAAAGAAAUGACUGCUAUGGCCUUAGGAUUAGCUCAUAGUCUGAGUCGAUAUAAAUUAAAAUUUUCACCUGACAAAAUAGACACAAUGAUUGUUCAAGCGGUAGGGUUGCUUGAUGAUCUAGACAAAGAACUCAAUAAUUACAUCAUGAGAUGUCGAGAAUGGUACGGAUGGCAUUUUCCAGAGCUUGGAAAAAUUAUAACAGACAAUAUAGCAUUUGUAAAAGUAGUAAAACUCAUUGGAACCCGUGAAAAUACCGCAAACACAGAUCUUUCCGAUAUAUUACCAGAAGAAGUGGAAGAGAAAGUGAAAGAAGCUGCUGAGAUUUCAAUGGGAACUGAAAUAUCUGAUGAUGAUAUUCUUAAUAUCCAACAUUUGUGUGACCAAGUGAUAGAAAUUUCACAAUAUAGAGGUCAACUUUAUGAUUAUUUACGAACUAGAAUGAUGGCUAUGGCUCCAAACUUGACAGUUUUAGUUGGAGAAUUAGUAGGAGCUCGUUUAAUAUCAUCUGCAGGAUCUCUUAUCAAUUUAGCUAAACACCCAGCAUCAACUAUUCAAAUUCUCGGUGCUGAAAAAGCUCUUUUCAGAGCUCUGAAAACCAAAAAAGACACUCCCAAGUAUGGUUUGAUCUAUCAUGCACAACUGAUCGGUCAAUCAUCAACAAAGAAUAAAGGAAAAAUGGCAAGAAUGUUAGCAGCCAAAACAGCAUUGGCUACCAGAGUUGAUGCUCUCGGUGAAGAUGGUAAUUUUGAUCUUGGAACAGAACACCGAGCAAAACUGGAAUCAAGAUUGAGGAUUUUGGAAGAAGGAAAUUUAAAAAGAAUCAGUGGUACUGGUAAAGCCAAAGCGAAAUUUGAGAAGUAUCAUGUUAAAUCAGAGGUAAUUCAGUAUCCAGCUGCUGCAGAUGCAGUUUUUAGUCCUGGUAAGAAAAGGUUACACUCGGAAUCUGAGAAAAAAGGUGUUUUAAUCGAGGAGAUUAAGCAAGAGGAUGAAAUGGAGGGGCAGAAAAAUGAUGGAAACGAAGGUGUGCCGAAAAAAAAGAAGAAAAGGGUAAAGAGUGAAGGAGAAGUCGAAAGUCAAAGAGAUGCUUCUUCGUCGAGUGUUGUAGAUAGCGCGGGUGAGAGCAUCAGUAAGAAAAAAAAGAAGAAAAUGAAGCAAGAAGAUGGUGGAGAGAUGGAGAUUGAGAUUGCGGUUGAAGAAGAGAAAAAAGAUGAGAAGAAGAAGAAAAAGAAGAAAAUAAAAGAAGAAUCGAUAGAACAGCAGGAUGAGGACGGAGUUGAAGUUAAGGAAGAAUUUGAAGAAUCAACAGAGGCACCAAUGAGUGAAAAGAAAAAGAAAAAAAAGAAGAAAUCACAAUCGAAUGAUUAAUUAAUAAAUAAUUACUUGAAUAAUUUAAAGAAGAAUUAUUAAGUAAAAAUUA
This is a messenger RNA of Chelonus insularis, 1981 nucleotides long. Its product is annotated as nucleolar protein 58-like. Lineage: Eukaryota; Metazoa; Arthropoda; Insecta; Hymenoptera; Braconidae. The record is from RefSeq and is a predicted model, not a curated record. The transcript is spliced from 4 exons. Gene Ontology annotation, cellular component: box C/D methylation guide snoRNP complex; small-subunit processome. The coding region runs from base 169 to 1929 and encodes 586 amino acids. Gene Ontology annotation, molecular function: snoRNA binding.